AUGAAAUUAAGCAAAUGGGCGUCGAACUUUGAAGAACUGCAGGAUAUGUUUGUGGAAGCCAAGGUUAGCCGGAUUGACGAGGAGAAGUCCCUGAGCGAGCCUGCUCAGACAAAAGUCCUUGGAGUGGUCUGGGACAGGAAGAUGGACAGAUUCCGGUUUUCAGUUGAGCAUCUCAUAGAAGUCAUCGCGGGAAUGAUGGACAACAAGCGGUCCAUAUUAAGAGCUUCAGCGAGAUUGUUUGAUCCCCUGGGAUUCCUGUCACCAUAUAUAAUUCGAGUGAAGAUUCUUUUCCAAGAGCUUUGGAAGGCGAAGCUGGACUGGGACACGAAGCUGCCUGAGGAACUGGCGAAGAUAUGGCACGCGUGGUGUGCCGAGUUAAAAGAUCUGCGUAAGGUCUCCGUAGAGCGAUGUCUACUUCCAUGCAGUGGAGUAACGCAUACUAUACAACUCCAUGUAUUUACAGAUGCCAGCCCACUCGCCUAUGGGGCAUGUGCCUUCAUCCGAAUCACCAGCGAGACUGGCGAAACUAAAGUCCGUCUACAGUUUGCAAAAUCACGCGUAGCACCACUGAAGAAGAUAACACUACCACGGCUCGAAUUGAUGGGGGCCUUAAUUGGUGUACGCAUUGCAAAGUUUUUGAAUCAGGCUUUAGGUGGACUAAUCACUGAGUCUAUCUUUUGGACCGAUUCAAAGAUCACACUGAGCUGGAUUCAGGGCGACGCAAGCAGGUGGAAGCCGUUUGUGCGGAACAGAGUUGUAGAAAUUCAAGAGAACAGCCAUCAUCAACAAUGGAAGCAUUGUCCCGGUUCUGAGAAUCCCGCAGACGCAGUGACCAGAGGACUCACAGUAAGAGCAUUGACGAAAAGCAAGCAAUGGUUUGAGGGCCCCGACUGGCUUUCAAAUCCAGCGCAGACUGGCCACAGCACGACGUAA
Molecule: messenger RNA, 933 nt
Organism: Ornithodoros turicata
Lineage: Eukaryota; Metazoa; Arthropoda; Arachnida; Ixodida; Argasidae
Exons: 1
Coding region: 1-933 (310 amino acids)
Molecular function (GO): nucleic acid binding
Source: RefSeq, a predicted model, not a curated record